Lathyrus oleraceus (garden pea) is the source of this 1586-nucleotide messenger RNA. RefSeq lists its product as uncharacterized. The coding region runs from base 399 to 1397 and encodes 332 amino acids. The transcript is spliced from 4 exons. NCBI's taxonomy places the organism in Eukaryota, Viridiplantae, Streptophyta, Magnoliopsida, Fabales, Fabaceae. The record is from RefSeq and is a predicted model, not a curated record.
CAAAGCCAUUAUCUCACGAAAAUAAAACAAAUUCACAUUCAGUCGCCGGAGAAUAUGGAAGCUCCGGCGAUUAUCAACGACGUUAGGAUCACAUUAUAAUUAUUUCUGGAAGUAGAAAUUCUUCUAAACUAAAGCGAGUUAACUUGGCAGAGUUUUCAAGUUAUUCCAUGUUUAGUUUCACAAGUCAGAGGAAAAUUAUUAUGGAAAUAUAAUAAUAAUUGAAAAAGCUAUUAAAAAAUAGAAAGAAAAAAAAAAUCAGAAAACUUGCACUGUUUUCAGCGUCAACAGUUUUGGCAGAACACGUUAUUCCUUUUCUUUUUCUAACUUUUCCUUUUUUGUGACUUUCUUCAUCAUCAAAUUUUGAAAACGUAUGCGGAGAAUCGAGAAAAGAUGAGGAGAUGACUCGAGAUGAACCGGUUAAGCCGGUUGUUAAGUCACGUCUGAAGCGGCUCAUCGAGCGUCAAUUCUCCGGCGUGUUGAGAAUUUCCGCGUCCGAGAAGAUCGGCGGUGAUCUGGAACCGCGUUUAUGCAAGGAAGGCUUUAACGGCGGCGGUGAUUUCGAACCGAGCUCAAUAUGUUUAGCGAAAAUGGUGACGAAUUACAUCGAGGAGAAUAACGAGAAACAAUCGGUUUCUGUGAAGUGUGGAAGAAACCGCUGUAACUGCUUCAAUAGGAACUGUGAAGAUAACUCCGACGAUGAAUCAGACGCGCGUGGCGGUUGCAACUCAAACUAUUCGUCUUCUGAUGCGUCUGAAAUCCUGAAGGGUUUGGUAGCUUGUAGAAGCGUUGGUGAGAGAAAUCUUCUAGCGGAGACUGCGAAGAUCGUUGAUAAGAAUAAUAAGUGCAAACGCAAAGAUAGUUUUUGCAGAAAGAUUGUUACCGACGGUUUGUUAGCUCUUGGAUACGAUGCAUCCGUCUGUAAAUCUCGUUGGGAAAAAUCAUCUUCAUAUCCCGCUGGUGAAUAUGAAUAUAUAGAUGUGAUGAUGGAGAAUGAACGGUUGAUAAUUGACAUCGAUUUCAAAUCAGAAUUCGAGAUUGCUAGAUCUACGAAAUCCUACAAGAUGAUUCUCCAGAAUCUUCCCUACAUAUUCGUUGGAAAAUGCGAUCGUUUGCAGAGCAUUGUGGCGAUUGUAUCGGAGGCGGCGAAGCAGAGUUUGAAGAAGAAGGGAAUGCAUGUUCCGCCGUGGAGGAGAGUUGAAUACGUGAAAGCUAAGUGGCUUUCAGCUUACACUCGAACAAAUGUGCAUGUGCAAAAACAAAAGAGUUUGAAGGAAAACGGUGUCGUUGAGAGUUCCGGCGAAUGGAAGCCGCCGGAGUUGAAGCCAAAGGGAUCAUUGACUGGGGCUAAAGUCGUCACUGGUUUGGCAGUGGUUUUUGAGGAUGAUGAUAAACCAUAGAUAAAAUUUUGACUGUUUCUGAUUUUAGCUUAAUUUUUUUUUUAAUUUGAUAAUAUGAGGAUUAAAAAAAUCUUAUAUGACUGUAUAACAGCUCUAAUUCUAUCCCCUUCUGUUUUUUGUCUUGAAGUGUGGGAUGUUUUCUUUUUUGCUUAUAUGAAAUUAAAUAAAGUUGAGAUAUAGAUUUUGUGA